Messenger RNA from Limanda limanda (common dab), 6285 nucleotides. RefSeq names its product tenascin-X-like. The transcript has 19 exons. The record is from RefSeq and is a predicted model, not a curated record. The coding region runs from base 1 to 6285 and encodes 2094 amino acids. NCBI's taxonomy places the organism in Eukaryota, Metazoa, Chordata, Actinopteri, Pleuronectiformes, Pleuronectidae. Gene Ontology annotation, molecular function: protein binding.
AUGCUUCCCUUCGCCCCCCCCCUCCUCCUCCUCCUCCUCCUGGCUGCUCUGGCCCCCCCGACCCUGUCUGCCUCCCAGGGGCUCCAGGUCAGAGGUCACAGGGCGCCCAGGGAAGCCAAGCAGGACACCAUCAAGGUACUGCUCUCCGGCGGCUGCGUCUCUCACGGGGACUCGUCCGGCGCCGCAGGUCAGGAGUUCGAACUGGCCCCUGGUUCUCCUCUGGUCCUGACCCAUCAGAUCAAACUGGUUCCGUCGGGUUCUGGAUCCGGACCCGGGUCGUGUGGCUGCGAGUCGGACUUGGCUGCUCUGCGGGAGCGGCUGGAGCGGCUGGAGAGGGAGGUGUCGACCCUCCGAGACAAAUGUGGAGGAGCCGACGGAGGCUGCUGCUCCUCCAAGGAGAGCAAAGGUGCCGGUUGUUCCAUCAAACCCAAAGAGGACGAGUGUCCUAACGAGUGCAGCGACCAGGGACGCUGCGUGGACGGCCGGUGCGAGUGCUUCCCCGGGUUCAGCGGACCCGACUGCAGCGACUCCAACUGUCCUGGGAACUGCCACGACCACGGCCGCUGUGUGGGGGGGCAGUGUGCGUGCGACCCCGGGUUCAGCGGCCCGGGCUGCUCGGGGGGGGCCUGUCCUGACGCCUGCCGGGCCCACGGACGCUGUGUGGGGGGGCAGUGUGUUUGUGACGCUGGAUUCUCUGGUGCAGACUGCUCUGAGAUGUCCUGCCCUGCAAACUGCAACCACAGGGGGCGCUGUGUUAACGGACAGUGUGUUUGUGAUGAUGGAUUCCGCGGCGCAGACUGCUCUGAACGGGCGUGUCCUAACGACUGCAGCGACCGCGGCAGGUGUGUCGACGGUAAAUGCGUUUGCAACAGCGACUUCUCCGGAGACGACUGCUCUGACGCCUCCUGCCCAGGGAACUGCAGCAGCAGGGGGCGCUGUGUCAACGCUCAGUGUGUUUGCGAUGAAGGAUUCACAGGUGCGGAGUGCGGAGAACAGACCUGUCCUAACGACUGCAGCGGCCGCGGCAGGUGUGUCGACGGAAAGUGCGUCUGCAGCGUCGGCUUCGCGGGACCAGACUGCUCCGCCAAGGCUUGUCCCGGGGACUGCACCAGCAGGGGGCGCUGCAUCAAGGGCCGGUGCGUGUGCAGGCGUGGCUUCAGAGGGCCGGACUGCAGCCUGUGUGAGGACGGACGGACGGGAGCGACCUGUGACACCGUGAUGUCAGGUGUCUCCCAGCUGAGGACUCAGGACGUCACGGAGACGUCCGUCACGCUGCUCUGGAGUCGACCUGCUGUGCAGUACGACUCCUACCACCUCACCUUCAGCAGCCAGAAGGCCAGCGACCAGCAGAUCUCGGCCCGGGUGGACGGAGGCCUCAGCAGCUUCACCCAGACGGGCCUGGCGUCCGGGCAGGAGUUCAACGCCACCGUCACCGGGGAGGUCGGCGGUCGGAGAGGAGCCGAGAGCGCCACCGAGUUCAGGACCCUCCUCUCGGGUCCCGCCCACCUCCGGGUCGUGAAGAUGACGUCCACGUCCGCGGUGGUCCAGUGGGAGCGGUCGCAGGGUGAGAUCCACAGGUACCGCUUGAGCAUCACUCCCAGAGACGGAGCCGGGGAGACUCGGGAAGUCACCGUACCUGGAGACCAAGACUCCGCCCACAUCAAGCAGCUGGAGGCGGGGCGUUCGUAUGACAUCAUCCUGGUGGCGGAGAAGGGGCGGAGUCAGAGCCAGCCAGCGACCACGCAGGUGGUUCCCGGGAACAGUUCCCCAAGGGUCACCGCCGCAGCUUUGACCACGCAGCUCAGACACAAGCUCAACCCAUCACCUGGGAAGCAAGUCUCUGACCAGCAGGGGGGACGGGAGGAUGAACCUGACUCUGUAGGAGGUGGAGGGAUCCAUGGACCCAACAAAGACUCUCCACCUCCGCUCAGCAGGACCAAGGCCACAAAUGUCACCAGACCCAAACCCGCUGAAAGGCUCACAUUGUCCAGGAAGCCCAAAGUUCCCGCCCCUUUCAGAUUCAACACAACCAGAGUCGUACCUGGAGGGUCAAAGGUCAGCCGUGGCCCCUUGAAGAAGACCCUAAUAGGGGAGAAAAAGAAGGUAGUGCCCAAAAAAUCUAAACCAGAAGUCACCAGAAUAGAAACCAGGACAAUAGAUACGACUGUGACAGAAGCUAACAAACAUCCUGCUCUCAUGUCUGGAAGCGAUUCAGAAACACACAGACCAAGUGUCUCAGAGGAACCACCGAGGCUACCAGAUGUUAGCCUGACCGGCCAAGAGAACCACACUGCUCCAGUGUCUUCACAGCAGACUGGGACCAGUCAAGGCCAAGAGAAGAAAUGCCUGAACAAAGUCAAAGUGACGCACAUCAGAUUCCCCCAUCAGGAGCGGGGUGGGGGGUGCAGAGGGGACGGGACAGUAGGGAACCAACUGGAUCCAGAUCGAUCUGCAGAGACAAACCCGGACUCGUCACCUGAUCCUCUACGGAAACUCCUGAGUGACACCUUCGACAGUUUGAAUAUCACAACGUUUUCUGUUCACUUGUCCGAACCAUCAGAGCUCUCUGAUGAUGAAGAGGAGGCAGUGAGGAGGAAGAUUCUAACAGGACUGGAGCCACUGUCAUCAUCUUCAUCCUCUUCAUCAUCCUUACCACAGUCACAGUCAUCAUCAUCAUCAUUGUCCACACCAUCACCUUUACAAGUUUCAUCCUUAUCAUCCUCAUCAUCAUCAGCAGCAGCAUCAUCAUCAUCUUCAUCACUAACACAUUCAAUUUCUUCAUCACCCUCAUCACCACCAUCCCUUACACCUUCAUCCCCGUCACCAUCAUCAUCCUCGUCUCUCAGCUCAGACAAACCAGAUUCUUCUGGAAACACAGAACAAAAAGCUGAUGAGACCAAAACCACGACCGACCCAGAACCUCCGGAGGAAAGAAAACCUUCAUCCUCAGGAGAAGCUGCUGCACCUCCUCUCCGCCACGCUCCUCCAGCACGAGGCUUCGUCCGUCGGCCACGCCCAGUUUAUGGUUUGUUACAGAACAGGACACUUCUGAAUUUGAGAGUUCCUCCCCGUCCCCAUGGAAACAUCAUCCCGAGAAGAGAGACGGGGACGAGGGACAAAUCCACCGAUGAAUCGUUUCCUUCGUCUGCUUCCGAGGAAUCGUCCCCAGUGAAGAUGAUCACAGGAGUCAGGGAUGCGAGUGCAGACCAGGACGCACCGACCACACCUGCGUCCUCUGGACACAACCAGGAAGUGAUGCUGACAGAAAGAGGGCGGAUCCCAGUUCGUCCUCCAGCUCCCAAAGGAGGAUACGUGCGUCGGCCCUUUCCUAACACGGCAUUUCUUCAGAACAAAACUCGACCUAGUUUAAGGCUCAUGACUCGCCCCAUUCGACCUGUGAGUCCUGAAAACAACCCACAGAGGCUGGAGGUGUCUCCUGCUGCAUCUCCAACCACUUCAUCUCCUCCUGAUGUCACAGCUGGAAGUACACAGCCGACAGGAGAGGAUCAUGAAGAUAGAGCUGUAGUGAGAACCUCCUCAACAAGAAUGUCCAGUGAGCAGUUCAAUCAGACUCUCAGAGCUCCAGGAGAACCUUCGUCCCGUCGCCCAACUAAAGUUCAGUAUUUCCGUCGCUCCCAAAUCUCUGCUGGAGCUCUCCAGAACACAACACGUCCACACUUGAGACGACCUCCAUACCCACGUAGAGGUCUCAUGCACAAACCUCUCCCGGUCAGGAAGCUGAAUGGAGACGCUGUAGGAAGUCAAACUAGCCAACAAGAAAAGGGGAGUCCAUCUGAACUCCCUGGAAUCCCACAUAACCAGUUAGAAGAGCAGGAUGUUCCCAGGCCUACCCAACGAGUAGAAGCUCGGAUAAGACAAACAGGAGAACACGAAACUGCAGGUGUAGGCACACAGACGGAUGUCCACAAAACUGCUGUCAGUCCACAAAUUAACAAACUAGAAAAUGGGGAAAUGUCUCCAAUCCAAGCAACAUCAUCUGGGGAAGAAGAAACUGUGACUCUAGUUUACAAGAAGGAUUCUGACGUCCACAACCAGCGAGUCAAUACUGCCAAAUAUCCUGCUUCUACAGAUCGAGGAAGACAAGAUAUCCAACAAACUUCCUCUGAUUCAAGAGAUUCAAGACCAGCCUCACUUCCAAAAGGACGAGCACCAUCAGGAAGUCUCACAGGACAUCGCACCCAGGUGAGAAACCACGUCAGGGAAGAAGAUCCUAAAACAAAUCACACUGUGAAACGGGUGUUGGACACAAAAACUGGACAAACAAGGAAGGCUGCUUCAAAACCUGUGAUGGGACCAGAUGUUGCUUCAGCCGGAGUCACCAGAGAACAUCUGGACUACGUAGGAGUGAGGAACCGGACCUCAGAUGGUUUCACGCUCACAUGGGACUCACCGCAGGGAAAGUACAAAACCUUUGUUGUGACCAGGAAACGAAACGAAAAAGACGAGACACCAAAUCAACAGGAAGCCUCGGAGAGAGAGGAGGAGAAGCUUCCACCGAGUCAUGAACCAGGAGAGAGAAGAACUGAAGAGGGGAACGCAGUAUCCGAAAGAGACCGAACACACAUCCCAGUGAAGCAAAGCAACACAACCGUUGAACCAACAACAGGAAGUGAGCAACCCUUCAGAGAGGUUCUUCCUGGUUCAGCUCGCUCCCUCGGCUUCGAGGACCUGCCUCCUCAGACGGAGUACACCAUCACCCUGCUGGGGAAGGGUCCGGGUCUUCUGUCCAGGCUGCACAAGCUGGUCAUCAGUACAGGCCCCGAGCCCCCGAGAGACAUCGUGUUCAGUGAAGUGACGGAGAACUCUCUGACGGUUUCCUGGACCAAACCCAAGAAUCCCGUCAGUGGUUUCAAAGUCACCUACACCCACAGAGAGGAUGGUGAGAAACUGGAUUCACCAGGUUUAACAGCAGCCGAGCCGCUGUCUGUGUCCCUGGACCAGGAGGACUCCUCCGUCAGCCUAUCACAGCUCUCUCCUGGUUCCACCUACGAGGUCAGCAUCCUCUCCAUCCUCGGCCUGGACGAGAGCGACCCGGUCCACGACCUCGUCUCCACACUCCCUGACCCGCCAACACACCUGCGGGCCGUGAACGUGACCGACACCAAGGCCUUGCUGCUGUGGCGUCCAGCGCUGGCCACCGUGGACAAGUACGCCAUCGUCUAUGGCUCGGGUUCAGGGUCAGAGUUGAGGAUCACGGUGUCUGGAAACGCAGCCGAGCAGCAGCUGAGCGGUUUGGAGGAAUCCACCACCUACACCGUCACCAUCAGCAGUCAGCUGGGCGGGGGGGAGAGCCCGGUGGCUACAACCAGCUUCACCACCAGCAGAGGGAGCGAAGGGGAGGAGCCGGGAGAUCUCCAGGCCAACAACGUUACGCCUCGCACCGCCCUGUUGUCAUGGCGACCAGCCGUGCAGCCCGCUGCCCGCUACAAGCUGACCUAUCAGACGGAAGGUCGGGAGGUCAAGGAGGUGAUGGUGGACUCUUCGGUGAGAGAGCUGAACCUCACCAGACUUCAUCCUGGAUCUAAGUACACGGUGCAGCUCCAGGCGGAGGCAGGAGGACGAUUCACCUCCUCCGUGUCCACUGAGUUCACCACCGGCGCCCUGAGGUUCCCCUUCCCCAGCGACUGCUCUCAGGAGCUGCUGAACGGCAUCAUGGCGUCCGGCGAGGUGGAGAUCUUCCCUCAGGGGAGCCAGGGAGCCUCCAUGAUGGUUUACUGCGACAUGGAGACGGACGGAGGAGGCUGGACGGUCUUCCAGCGGAGGAAGGACGGCUCGGUGGAUUUCUUCAAAGGCUGGAGGGACUACGUCAAAGGAUUCGGAGAUCUGAGUGGCGAGUUCUGGCUCGGCCUCGAGAGUCUCCACAACCUGACCACAAUGAGCAGGAUGAGUCUGCGUGUCGACCUGCGAGACGGAGACGACUCGGUGUUCGCCAAAUACUCCACGUUCGCGGUGGCGAGGAGGAACUACCGCCUGAGCGUGGGCGGGUACAGCGGCGACGCAGGUGACUCCCUCAGUUACCACGACAACCAAGUCUUCUCCACCAAAGACAGAGACCCGUCGCAGUCCAUCACCCGCUGUGCCAUGUCGUACCGAGGAGGAUGGUGGUACCGGAACUGUCACCAGGCCAACCUCAACGGACUCUACGGCAUCGACGUCAAACACCAGGGUAUCACCUGGAUUUCCUGGAAAGGAAAAGACGUGUCCAUUGCGUUCACUGAGAUGAAGAUGAGACCGGCCUCCUUCACUCCUGAGGCCAGCGGGUGA